This is a messenger RNA of Nanorana parkeri, 3270 nucleotides long. RefSeq names its product N-deacetylase and N-sulfotransferase 1 (gene NDST1). The record is from RefSeq and is a predicted model, not a curated record. The transcript is spliced from 14 exons. The coding region runs from base 300 to 2936 and encodes 878 amino acids. NCBI's taxonomy places the organism in Eukaryota, Metazoa, Chordata, Amphibia, Anura, Dicroglossidae. Gene Ontology annotation, cellular component: Golgi apparatus. Gene Ontology annotation, molecular function: heparan sulfate N-sulfotransferase activity; deacetylase activity.
AUGAAGUCAUUCAGUAUUCUACUACGGCAUCACGGGCCUGAUUCCCCAAAUGAUGUAUGACCGCCACAUCAGCCACGUACACCAUUGCCUCCCCCUGGCGCAUCAUCUCCUCAGCUUUGCCGGGGAAGCCCCCGAUAGGUUUAGCUUGCACACCCGAUUCAUCCUGGAACUGGACUUUCAAUGGACAUGCCAUGGUGACAUGAAGAGGAUGAGUUAAGGGUACUUGAAACAAAACAGAGGUGUCUGGGCUUGUGUUUGUGAGUGCUUGUGCCCGCUCCCUCUGGGAAGGUGCAAGGACCAUGAGCUUGUCCCUGAAGCCACGCAGGUUUGGGAGGCCAUUAAGCCCACAACUGGUUCUUUUCCUUCUUUUUGCCUUCUGCCUUCUUAGUGUUUUCAUCUCAGCCUAUUACCUGUAUGGCUGGAAAAGGGGGCUGGAGCCUUCUGGCGGCGACGCACAAUCCUUGGACUGCGAUGAACCUAAAAUCAGCCCUUCCCGUCUGCUCCCUGUGAAGUCUAUGAGAUCGGUGGAUUCCUCACGUACGGACCCGCUGGUGCUUGUCUUUGUGGAGAGCCUCUACUCCCAGCUCGGCCAGGAGAUAGUGGCUAUAUUGGAGUCGAGUCGUUUUAAAUAUCGGACCGAGAUAGCCCCUGGCAAGGGUGAUAUGCCCACUCUCACUGAUAAGGACAGGGGGCGAUUUGCACUAAUUGUGUAUGAAAACAUUCUGAAAUAUGUUAACUUGGAUGCAUGGAACCGAGAGUUGCUGGACAAGUACUGUGUGGAGUAUGGCGUGGGGAUCAUUGGCUUUUUCAAGGCCAAUGAAAACAGUCUGCUUAGCGCCCAGCUGAAAGGCUUCCCCCUGUACCUUCACUCCAAUCUAGGCCUCAAGGACUGCAGCAUCAACCCCAAAUCCCCUCUCUUGUAUAUAACCAAGCCCAACCAGGUGGAAAAGGGUGACCUACCAGGAGAAGACUGGACAGUGUUUCAGUCCAACCACACCACUUAUGAACCAGUUCUACUGGCCAAGACCAAGUCAGCGGAGACUAUACCUCACCUCAGCGUAGAUGCAGCCCUCCACACAACGGUGGUCCAGGACCUGGGACUUCACGAUGGCAUCCAAAGGGUGCUUUUUGGCAACAACUUGAACUUCUGGCUCCAUAAGCUUGUGUUUGUAGACGCAGUGUCAUUCUUGACUGGAAAAAGGUUGUCUCUUCCCCUUAACCGCUAUGUACUUGUAGAUAUUGACGAUAUAUUUGUUGGGAAGGAGGGAACACGCAUGAAGGUUGAAGAUGUAAAGGCACUGUAUGACACCCAGAAUGAAUUAAGAGAGCACAUCCCCAAUUUCACCUUCAAUCUUGGCUUUUCUGGAAAGUUCUUCCACACAGGUACUGAUGCAGAAGAUGAAGGAGAUGAUCUCUUGCUGUCUUAUGUCAAACAGUUCUGGUGGUUCCCUCACAUGUGGAGUCACAUGCAACCUCACCUCUUCCACAACCAAUCAGUACUGGCUGAGCAGAUGUCCCUGAACCGGAAGUUUGCUGUGGAUCAUGGUAUCCCCACUGAUAUGGGCUAUGCUGUGGCCCCCCAUCACUCUGGUGUUUAUCCCAUUCACGUUCAGCUGUAUGAGGCCUGGAAACAGAUCUGGGGAAUCAAAGUGACCAGCACAGAGGAGUACCCUCAUCUAAAGCCUGCACGAUUCAGGAGGGGUUUCAUCCACGGUGGAAUUAUGGUCCUACCUCGGCAGACCUGUGGUCUCUUCACACACACCAUAUUUUAUAAUGAAUAUCCCGGAGGACCUGUGGAACUGGACAAGAUUAUUAAUGGUGGAGAACUUUUCCUUACAGUAUUGCUAAAUCCUAUCAGCAUUUUUAUGACCCACUUGUCUAACUACGGCAACGACCGCCUAGGUCUGUACACUUUCAAGCACUUAGUGCAGUUCCUGAACACCUGGACAAACCUCAAGCUGCAGACUCUGCCUCCCGUAGACCUCGCUCACAAGUAUUUCCAGAUAUUCCCAGAGGAGAAGGAUCCCUUGUGGCAGGAUCCUUGUGAGGAUAAACGGCAUAAAGACAUUUGGUCUAAGGAGAAGACAUGUGAUCGUUUUCCCAAAUUGCUUAUAAUCGGACCUCAGAAAACAGGAACCACUGCAUUAUACCUCUUCCUAGGAAUGCACCCAGACCUGAGCAGUAACUACCCUAGUUCUGAGACCUUUGAGGAGAUCCAGUUCUUCAAUGGACAGAAUUACCACAAGGGGAUUGACUGGUAUAUGGAGUUUUUCCCCAUUCCAUCCAACACCACUUCAGACUUGUACUUUGAGAAGAGUGCCAACUACUUUGAUUCAGAAGUAGUUCCCAGGCGCGUGGCUGCAUUGCUUCCUAAAGCCAAACUCCUCACCAUACUUAUUAAUCCUGCAGACCGCGCUUAUUCAUGGUAUCAGCACCAGAGAGCCCAUGAUGACCCCGUGGCCCUGAAAUACACCUUCCAAGAAGUCAUUACUGCUGGGCCUGAUGCUCCUUCAAAGUUAAGAGCUCUACAGAACAGGUGCCUUGUCCCAGGAUGGUACUCCACUCAUAUCGAACGCUGGCUAAACCACUUUCACGCUAACCAGAUACUGGUUUUAGAUGGCAAGUUGUUGCGUACUGAGCCUGCUGGUGUAAUUGAAUCUGUGCAGAAAUUCUUAGGAGUUGCGAAUGUUGUGGACUAUCACAAAACACUGGCGUUUGAUUCCAAGAAAGGAUUCUGGUGCCAACUUCAAGACGGUGGGAAAACCAAAUGCCUGGGGAAGAGUAAAGGGAGGAAAUACCCAGAUAUGAACUCAGAUUCUCGAGCUUUCCUAACAGACUAUUAUAGGGACCAUAACGUCGAGCUGUCCAAGCUGCUCUACAAGAUGGGCCAGACUUUGCCCACCUGGCUACGUGAGGAGCUGCAGAGCACGAGGUAGCUGUUGGCUGCUGCUUUUGGGACGAGGGUACGGUAUUACAAGUUCUCCAGGGAUGGUCAAGCAAAGAUAUUGACCUGGAUCUAUAGCCUGUCCGCUUGGCAGGUGACGCUCGGUCACUUGAAACAGAAAGACUCCUGUUGAGAUGAACAUCUAAAACCCCUCAGCUCCUGAAGGCACUGCACAGCCUCUGAUUCUCAUCCCGCAAGGCCUGUUUUAGAGGCCUUGUUUAUUCUGUGUAGGAUCCCUGCUUGUAAGGGUUCCACUUUUGACUGUUGUACAUGGACUCAACCACUUAUUAUGUAAAAAGCCCCAAUGAUUGGAAAACGUGGGCUAC